This is a messenger RNA of Myotis davidii, 923 nucleotides long. Its product is annotated as ADP/ATP translocase 3-like. NCBI's taxonomy places the organism in Eukaryota, Metazoa, Chordata, Mammalia, Chiroptera, Vespertilionidae. Gene Ontology annotation, cellular component: mitochondrial inner membrane. Bases 27 to 923 code for a protein of 298 amino acids. The transcript has a single exon. Gene Ontology annotation, biological process: mitochondrial ATP transmembrane transport; mitochondrial ADP transmembrane transport. Gene Ontology annotation, molecular function: ATP:ADP antiporter activity. The record is from RefSeq and is a predicted model, not a curated record.
CUGCCCGCCCCACGCUGCGCACCGCCAUGACGGAACGGGCCGACUCCUUCAUCAAGGACUUCCUGGCGGGAGGCAUCACCGCUGCCAUCUCCAAAACGGCCGUCGCCCCGAUCGAGCGGAUCAAGUUGCUGCUGCAGGUGCAACAGGCCAGCAAGCAGAUCCCCGUGGACAAGCAGUACAAGGGGAUGAUGGACUGCAUCCUGCGCAUCCCCAAGGAGCAGGGCGUGCUGUCCUUCUGGCGAGGCAACCUGGCCAACGUCAUCUACUACUUCCCCACGCAGGCCCUCAACUUCGCCUUCAAUGACAGGUACAAGCAGGUGUUCCUGGGGGGCGUGGACAAGCGCACGCAGUUCUGGAGGUAUUUCGCUGGCAGCCUGGCCUCGGGUGGGGCGGCGGGGGUCACCUCCCUCUGCGUUGUCUACCCCCUGGAUUUCGCCAGAACCCGGCUGGCGGCCGACGUGGGGAAAUCUGAGGCCGAGCGGGAGUUCAAGGGCCUGGGAGACUGUCUGGUGAAGAUCAGCAAGUCUGACGGCAUCCGGGGCCUGUACAAGGGCUUCAACAUCUCCGUGUACAGCAUCGUCAUCUACCGGGCUGCCUACUUCGGUCUGUACAACACGGCCAAAGGCAUGCUCCCCGAGCGCAUGGACACGCACAUCAUGGUGAGCUGGGUGAUCGCCCAGCUGGUGACAGCGGUGGCCGGCUUUGUCUCCUACCCCUUCGACACGGUGAGGCGGCGGAUGAUGAUGCAGUCAGGGCGCAAAGGAGCCGAUAUCAUGUACAGGGGGGCCAUCCACUGCGGGCAGAAGACCUUUAAGGAGGAGGGGUUCAAGGCCUUCUACAAGGGCGCCUGGUGCAACGUCCUCAGGGGCAUAGGCGGGGGCUUUGUUCUGGUCCUGUACGACGAGGUGAAGAAAAUCAUCUAG